UUUUGCUCAUAUUUAUGAUAAUCUUGGUUCUGUCUACGAUUCAAUGGAUGAUAAAUUAAAAGCACAAAUUUAUUAUCAAAAAGCUUUUGAUAUUCGUCGAAAAGUUCUCGAUGAAAAUCAUCCUGAUAUGGCUCAUAGUUAUAAUAAUCUUGGUACAAUUUAUAAGUCAAUGGGAGAUAAAUCAAAAGCACUUACUCAUUAUGAAAAAGCACUUGAAAUUCAACAAAAAUCACUUACGACAAAUCAUCCAAGUUUAGUUAAUACUUACAAUAAUAUUGGUUUAAUUUAUCAUUCAAUGGAAGACGAAACUAAAGCACUUUCAUAUUGUCAAAAAGCUCUUGACAUUCAACUUAAAUCAUCUUCAAUAAAUAAUUCAUCCUUAGCUAUAACUUAUAGUAAUAUCGGUUUAAUCUAUAAUUCAAUGAAAGAUUAUUCAAAUGCAUUAUCAUUUUAUGAAAAAACACUUUCGAUUCAACAAAGUUCCAAAUCAACUAAGGAUCAAUCAAAAGCAAGAACAUUUUAUAGUAUUGGACUUACAUAUUAUAGAAUGAAAAAUUAUUCAAAAGCUAUUUCAUUCUUAGAACAAGCAUUAACCCUACAAGAAAAAUUAUCACCACCAAAUCAUUAUGAUUUAUCCAUUACUUAUAAUAUCAUUGGUCUAACAUAUUACGAAAUGGAAAAUUAUCACAAUGCACUUUCAUUUUAUAAAAAAGCUUGUACAAUUCGUGAAAAAUAUCUUUCUAAUGAAAUAUCAACAUUAGCAAUGAUAUAUAAUAAUAUAGCUGUUGCGUACAAUGCUAUCGAUGAUCAUUCGAAUGCAUUAUCAUUUUAUGCAAAAACACUUUCUAUUCGUGAAAAAAAUCCUAAAGAAGAUGAAUCAUCAUUGGCUAAUAUAUACAAGAGUAUGGGAUCAAUUUAUCAUUCAAUACAAAAUUAUUCGAAAGCUAUCAAUUAUUAUCAAAAAGCGAUACUAAUUGAAGAGAAAACACUUUCUUCAGAUGAUUCAUCUUUAGGAACAACAUAUAAUAAUAUUGCUGUUGCUUAUCAUUGUAUGGAAGAUAAACAAAAUGCUCUAAUAUUUCAUCAAAAAGCACUUGUUAUACGAGAAAAAACUCUUUCUUCGAAUGAUCCAGCAAUAGCUUCAACUUGUGAAAGUAUUGCAUCGAUAUAUCAUUCAAUGAAAAAUUAUGUUGAUACUGUUGCUUUUUAUCGAAAAGCAUUAACAAUAUUGGAAAAGACACUUUCUUCAAAUGAUGCUACAUUAGGAACUACUUACAACAAUAUUGCUGUUGCUUAUGAUUGUAUGGAAGAUAAACAAAAUGCUCU
Molecule: messenger RNA, 1326 nt
Organism: Rotaria sordida
Lineage: Eukaryota; Metazoa; Rotifera; Eurotatoria; Philodinida; Philodinidae
Source: the annotation of a GenBank genome assembly